This is a messenger RNA of Colletotrichum spaethianum, 897 nucleotides long. RefSeq lists its product as uncharacterized. The record is from RefSeq and is a predicted model, not a curated record. Gene Ontology annotation, molecular function: FMN binding. The coding region runs from base 1 to 897 and encodes 298 amino acids. The transcript has a single exon. Lineage: Eukaryota; Fungi; Ascomycota; Sordariomycetes; Glomerellales; Glomerellaceae.
AUGGCCUCAGCAUCGGCAUCGGCCUCACCCGGCCCAGCGCCCUGGCGCGCCUCCUUCCUCAAGAACGUCAACGACAUGGCGUCCCCCGAAUUCAACCUCGCGACGCUGCACGCCACCACGGCCGCCGGCGCUGUCUCGGCCGUCCCGCGCCUGCGCACCGUCAUCUUCCGCGGCCUCUGGGCCUCGCUCCCCGUCAACCCAAAGAACACGGCCGACCUCAACCCGCCCGUCUACGAGUCCGACCUGCUCACCCUCACCACGGACGCCCGCAUGGCUAAGGUCCCCGACUUCUUCGGGUCCGCCACGCCGACCAUGGGCGCCCAGGGCUCCGGCGGCGGCGGUCCCGUGGAGGCCUGCUUCUGGACCGAGGCCAAGGUGCAGUGGCGCGUGCGCGGCGACGCCUACGUCCUGGGCCCGGACAUCGAGCAUGACUCCCCCGGCGCCGCCGCCCUGCGCGAGACGCUCCUCGGGCGCAUGCGCCGCGUCUCGGACGCCGACGCGCAGAGGCGGAGGAAAGAGGAACUACCCGAGGGCAAGACGGCCGCCGCGGACGAAGACUGGAGCUUCGCCCGCGAGGUCACGGCGCACUUUGGGAACCUCAGCCCGGCGAUGCGCGGCACGUUCCGGAACCCGGAGCCCGGGGCGUCGCGCAGGGCCAACCCGCCCGACGACCAGCACAAGCUGGGGCAAAAGGUCGAGGACCUCCACGACGAGGUGGCGCGGGCCAAUUUUCGCGUCGUGGUGAUCGUGCCGACCGAAGUGGACGAGACGGACCUGAGCGAUGCGGAGGACCCGCGGCGGUGGCUGUACCGGUUCGUCGGCGCGUCGGCCGAUAGUCAGCCGACGGAUGGCGCGGAAAGAUCCAACGGCUGGGAGAAGAUCGAGUUGUGGCCGUAG